AAGUAGUUUAGUCCGUUAUGUUCUUCCGCCACAUCACAAUAAUUAUAUUACCCUAGUUUUCCUUUCCCUCUCUCUGCGGGCGGCGGCCACAUCUCCCUGCAACGCUCGCAGAUGGCGGAGGGCGGCAACGACGGUUCGGUUGCGGGGGAUCGGCUCAUGGUUGCAACAAUCAAGCGCAAGCGGGAGCUUGCCGAAGAAGAUGGAGAUUCUUCUUCCCCUUGUAGCGCUAAUCGAUCCCUCGACAUGGAGGUAGUGGAGGAGAAAUUGUAUUGCUCUUAUGGAGGAACCAUUAACUUUGACAGGACCUAAUAAUCGAGUACUUGGUACACUAUACAGAAUUGAGUUACAUUUAAAGAUUAGAGACGAUGGUGGUGUUGACCAAGAUUUCUGCGAGAAGGCGAGAACACAAUGCAUCAGCUAUAAAUUUUUAGUGAAAGUAGCCACAAAAUGUCCGGACCAGUAUGUGAACAAGUAUAAUCGAGUGGCAAAUUGAUCUUCUGUAUCUGCUAUAAAAUUAUGUAGCUCUGUGAUGGAAAGCUUGAAGGAGCUCACAAUUCCAGUCAAAUUUCUAGUAAAAAAAGAAAAGGAAAACUAAAAAAAAAGUUUAAACUCAAAGCCCACUAGUAAAUACUACUAAUACAACUAAGGCCCAUAUUGGGCCGCCCAUCACGGCCCACGAACAGCAACCUAAUCCUCGCGCUGGAAGAGACGAGACAAUACGCCACGCGCCGCCUGAGCCCUCGCGUCGCGACACCGCUCGCCGCGGCGGCGCUGCUCCUCUCCGGCGACCACGCGAGGAGGGAGAAGAGGAGGAAGAAGGCGAGAAGGGAGCGAGCUGGAAGAGCGGGAGAGGGGGACAUCUAGGUCGUCGACGGCCUCAUCAAUGGGGUGGGGCAUGCCGACGCGGCCACCGGCGACGUCGACGCCGUCGCGGGUGCAGGCGCUGUACGAGCUCUGCAAGCGCACCUUCCCAUCGCCGUCCUCCGUCGCCGCGUCCUCCUCACCGUCGUCCCCGCCGCCCGACCACGCCAUCCGCGCCAUCUCCUCUCUGAUGGAUACAAUAACUCCUGUUGAUGUUGGACUCAGAGAUGAUAAUCUCGAGGAUGGAAGAGGGUUUGGGUUCUUUGAAUCAAACUUCCUGAAGAAUUCAGCGAGGGUUGCUAGAUGGGCGCAACCCAUCACUUAUCUGCAUGUCUACGAGUGUGACGCCUUCUCUAUUGGAAUAUUCUGCUUACCAACGUCGGCGGUCAUUCCUCUCCAUGAUCAUCCGGGAAUGACUGUAUUGAGCAAAUUACUCUAUGGUUCGAUGCAUGUCAAAUCGUAUGAUUGGGUAGAGCCUGCUGUUCUAGCAAGUGGCAAGCCAGUGAAACUUGGAAAGUUACAUACGGAUGAUGUUCUGAAUGCCCCUUGUCCAACGGCUGUUUUGUAUCCCCAAAGUGGUGGGAACAUGCACUGCUUCACUUCAGUAAAAUCUUGUGCUGUUCUUGAUGUCAUUGCCCCACCAUACUCUGAAUCAUCUGGCCGUGUUUGCCCCUAUUUUCAUGAUUAUCCAUUUUCUAGCUUCUCAGCUGGACAAGCAAAAGUAGUCCAUGGGCCAGAUAAUUAUGCUUGGCUUGAGGCCUUAAACGUACCGGUGAAUAUUAAUAUGCGCCCUGGCAUGUAUACUGGCCCAACUAUACAGGAACAUCUGCCAUAAUCAAUAAAAAUGGGCAGGACAGAGCGUCAAACUGUGUCCAAGUGCCAUCUCACAAAUACAGUUCUUAUCAUGUAGUGAUGUAAAUGUAACAUGUUCAUCUUUAACUUUUGAUUUAUGUUGUCCUUCAUUGAAAAGGUGUGGCUAUAAUGGUGACAUAGUCAAAACAGUUUGUACUAGCCACUUUGUAUCUUAGUUACCAAUCUGCAAAUUCUGCAUUCUAAAUUGCUUCUGGAGAUAUUGUAAAUGUAUUUAUGUUAAUGCCUACAUUUUUCUUUCUAUUUCUAUGCCUUCA
Oryza sativa Japonica Group (Japanese rice) is the source of this 1988-nucleotide messenger RNA. RefSeq names its product plant cysteine oxidase 3. Gene Ontology annotation, molecular function: oxidoreductase activity, acting on single donors with incorporation of molecular oxygen, incorporation of two atoms of oxygen. The record is from RefSeq and is a predicted model, not a curated record. Lineage: Eukaryota; Viridiplantae; Streptophyta; Magnoliopsida; Poales; Poaceae.